CGACGUCACUCUGGGAUAGGCUGCGAGCCGUCGAGCAACGCCGUCAGUCAACGGGUGUUUCGAGCUUACUAUCUUCGCUCCCGCUCGUAAGUAAAGGCGUUUCAGUAGCUUUAUAAGUCCAACGUGUAUUUCGUGUUUUGACGUGUGUGUUCCAAGUCGUUCGUGUUUUUUCCCGUUUUGCCCUCGCGCUCGUAAGUAGCCAUCUCAAAGUUAAAAAGCGACGCUCGCCGAACUACAACGGAAACUUUUGCCGUGAAGGCCCUGUUUAUCCGUAGCAACAGAACGGGAGCACCGAGGUGGAGAAAGUAUCCUUGCCGUUGCCUGUCGACAGGUUUAGGCUCUGGGAUUAAAGAGAUCGUCUCACUGCUUUCGUCGAAACUGCCGGUGGGAAUUCAUGCCGUGUUGGUUACCUAAAUGCGGUACGAAGCUAAAAUGAUGCCGAUGUUCCUGACUGUAUACCUCAGUAACAAUGACCAACACUUUACUGAGGUUCCCGUUACCCCAGACACUCUGUGUCGGGAUGUGGUGGAGUUGUGUAAGGAGCCGGGAGAAACGGACUGCCACUUGUCUGAGAUGUGGCGCGGAUCUGAGAGGGCUGUAGGUGAUGGUGAGAGGAUGCUGGAUGUCCUCCAGAGAUGGGGACAGCACAGGGGAGAGGUGCGCUUUUUUCUGCGCCACAACCGAGCCCCCAGCAGGGAAUCGGGAGGGUCAAGAGGUUCGGAUUCAAAGAGGAAUGGAGUAAGGGCCCCCACAGACAGAAAACUGGAGAACGGGGUUGCUGCACCUCGGAUGGACAUGACUUUGGCUGAGCUACAAGAGAUGGCUGCCAGGCAGCAGCAGCAGAUCGAGGCUCAGCAGCAAGUCCUCGCUUCCAAGGAGCAGCGACUGCGAUACUUGAAGCAACAGGAGCAGCGCCAGCAGCAGCAGGCAUCUGAGCAGGAGAAAGUCCAGCGCCUCAGAGAAAACGUCGAGAACCAGGAAGCUCGACUCAAGAAGGUCAGGGCCCUCAAGGGCCAGGUGGAGCAGAAACGAAUCAGCAAUGGAAAACUCGUUGAAGAAAUUGAGCAAAUGAACAACCUAUUCCAGCAGAAGCAAAAGGAAUUAGUGAUGGCUGCGUCCAAGGUGGAGGAACUCACUCGACAGCUGGAGUUGCUGAAAAAUAGCAAAAUGGAGAAUAAUCGUGACAACCAAAGCUCAAUGGCAGAACUCGAUCGCCUUUAUAAAGAGUUACAGGUGCGAAAUAAGCUCAACCAAGAUCAAAAUUCAAAGCUGCAGCAGCAGAGAGAGAAUUUAAACAAACGCAACUUGGAGGUGGCCUCUAUGGAUAAACGGAUCACCGAGCUUCGAGACAGGCUUUGGAAGAAGAAAGCAGCCCUUCAGCAGAAAGAGAACGUACCUAAUGGCUAUCCCACUAAAGAGAGGGCUUCCAAAGAAACUCACCGUCAGCUGCCCUCUGAUGGCCAAACUGGACAGCAGUCAGGUCCGUCUCGAGUGGCAGCAGUUGGCCCAUACAUCCAGUCGUCCACCAUGCCCCGGGGUCAGGUCAGACACGACGUGCUUGUGAAACCGACAUACCCAGACGGUACCGCCACCCUUCCAGCCAACGACCUACAGACCAAGGCCGAGACAGAAGCCAUGUUUUUGCUUAAGCCACUGAAAGAGCUGCGAGCUAAAAGAAAAGGUCUUCAGCCUGGAAAGCUGGCAGACUGGAAUGCUCCGACUCAAGAUUCAAACACCAAUGGUUACGGCCACGCUUCGACUCUUCCACGGAUGACUUCUCAUGCCAGCUCUAACACAGACCAAGAUGAGUCUGGAGUGAAGAGGGACAAGAAGGUGCGUCCGUUCUCCAUGUUUGAGCCUGUAGAAGUUCCCGCUGCUUCACUUCGCAAAAACCAGAGCAGUGACGACCUAGUCAGGGAUGCUCAGUCUGCACCCAAGGCUCCAGUCAAGGUGCCGCCUCCUGUCCCCAGUAAACCAAAAGGUCCCGCUGCCAUCCCUUACAUCAAACCAGGCCUCAACACCGGCACUUUCCCCAAGGCCAAGCCUCACAGUCAGCAGCCCCCGGCUGCCCAGGGACGCAGCCCUCUCCCCCCCUCACAAAGUCAGACACUCCCCCUACCCUCCAAGCAGGACACUCCACCCGCUGCUACUGUACGACCCUUCACCCCCGAGCUUCCAUCUCCCAAAGACACCAGCAUGACUAAACCACAGACUGUAGCAGCCAGCUCCAUUUACUCCAUGUACACCCAGCAGGCUGGCUCUGGAAAACCCUUCCAGCCUGGGAUCCAAGGAGCACUGAACAGGGCUCAAACACGCGUGAACGGAUUUGUUGGCGUUUACGGCAAACCGGUGAUUCCAAGUGGAGGCUCGCCACAUCCCGAGAAUCCAUACUUGGAGCGCCACUCGUCUUCCAUGGACACUAAUGACGCUGGUUAUAGUGCAAGUGGUCCCAGUCUGUCCGAAGGGCACCAGCCAGAAACGGAGCGCACUCCUCGUCCCCUCAGCCCCACCAAGCUGCUUCCUUUUAUCUCCAACCCCUACAGGCACCAGAGCGAUGGCGACCUGGAAGCCCUCAGGAAGAAGUUGUACAACGCCCCGCGGCCCCUGAAGAAACGCAGCUCUAUUACUGAGCCGGAGGGGCCAGCAGGGCCCAACAUUCAGAAACUCCUUUAUCAGAAGACGACGCUGGCAGCAAUGGAGACCACUGUGACCACACCAACCACUCCCACGUUUGCCGGAGACGCAGAAAAGCCAGCAGAUGGAUCUGUAGAGCCACAUGGUCCAAGCCCGCUAAACGGUGCAGAAAAAUCCCAGUCAGAGACAGAACAGACGGUAGAGGGGGGACAACUCCCAUCCCACAUCCCAAAUCCCGGAAUCACAACUAUGACUGAAAAAACCAACCUACCUUCAGCCUUGCCAGAGAUCGAGGUUAUUGUCCCCCCUCCUCCACCAUCCCAUCCUGCUCCCAGGCCUGAAGAUGUUCUUUUCCCUCCACCGCCCCCUGAUGGCUUGGAGGACACGAUGCCCAAUCUGCCUCCUCCACCUCCAGAAGGCUUCUUGGAGGAGUUUCCGCCCUACCCUCCACCUCCAUACCCCAGUGGAGCAGAGCAGGACAGCUUUGGAGAGGACACCUUUAACAUGAAGGCCCCUGAGGUCACUGGACAAGUCACACUUCCUCCGGGAAAAAGGACUAAUUUGCGCAAAGCUGGCUCUGAACGCAUCGAUCACAGCAUGAGGGUGAAGUUCAACCCGCUGGCGCUGCUGCUGGACUCGUCUCUGGAGGGGGAGUUCGACCUGGUUCAGAGAAUCAUAUAUGAGGUGGAGGAUCCCAGUCAGCCGAACGACGAAGGCAUCACCGCUCUGCACAACGCCGUCUGUGCUGGACACACGGAGAUAGUCAAGUUUCUGGUCCAGUUUGGUGUCAACGUCAACGCAGCUGACAGCGACGGCUGGACACCUCUGCACUGUGCAGCCUCCUGCAACAACGUGCAAGUGUGCAAGUUCCUUGUGGAGUCGGGCGCAGCAGUCUUUGCCAUGACUUACAGCGACAUGCAGACAGCAGCUGAUAAAUGUGAAGAGAUGGAAGAUGGUUAUACCCAGUGCUCCCAGUUCCUUUAUGGUGUUCAAGAGAAGAUGGGUAUAAUGAACAGGGGCGUGGUCUACGCUUUGUGGGAUUAUACCAGCGAAAACCCAGAUGAACUCUCAUUCCACGAGGGAGACUGCAUGGCCAUCGUUCGUAGAGAAGAUGAAGACGAGAUCGAGUGGUGGUGGGCGCGCCUGGGUGACAGCGAGGGUUACAUUCCCCGCAACCUCCUCGGGCUCUACCCCAGAAUCAAACCAAGACAAAGAACCCUGGCUUAGAACAAAAACACUUGUUCACGUGUCCGGGCCGGCAGAGCUCUGCUAGACACGCGAGCUUCAGAAGGCUGGGGACGGAGAGGACACAGCCGACACAGACGAAUCAAGCAAUAUGAAGGAUCAAUCAUUUCUGGCACUUUUUAAAAUGUGUGACGGAGGAAUUCUCCCUCAAUUAUUUUUCUAGAAUCCACUGUGUGUUUGAAAAACUGAGCCUAGGUCUUUAUUUUGGUUUUGUAAUUCUCAUCUGAAAAGAAAUGCUGGGAUGAAAACGGAAGCAGCAGUAUUUUUGUCCAUGGAAAGCCAUUUUUCUACACUUUCCAAUAGUCUUUUAAAACAGCUGGUUACUUUCUAACACACUGGGGGUUCUACGAUUCAUAAGAACGAGCAGACGACGGUGGGGACGGGUUUUAAAAGGCUCUGUUACCAUGACGAUCUGCAGCAGCUUGUUUGUCAUCUGAAUAAAUAGAUUUGCUAUUUCAUUUGGAUCCAGCACGUUUCUAGUGAAACAUUUAUAUUGAAAUGACCAAGAAGAAGAAGAAAAAAAAAGCAUAUGAUUAUUACAGCGCAGUUUAAUCUGUGGUCAGUGAUGCCCAGGAAGGCCGUCGGCUUCCCGGCAUUGAUCUGUGGUUGAGACGGAUGCUGCCUGUAUCUGUAUUCCUGUCACUGUAAAGUCUAGAUGUAGGAACUAUGUCACAACAACUGAUUCUUAAACUUGUGAAGAAACGCUAAAAAUUAGAUGCUUUGCAGAUUGUGUUUUCCCAGUGUAGUGAUGUGAGGAGUCAAAACUAAAGCUUAAAGCCUUUAUUUCCUCCGAUUCCUUAAGAGGUUUCAGGUUAGAAUGUUUAAAUCACUCGCUUAUAGAAGAAAAGGAGAUCCACAAAACAAACUCAUCACAAAUCUGUCAUUGCAGAUGUAUUUAUUUUCUUACUUUAGCUCUUUUGUCUGAAUUAUAAACACACGUGUAUUUUAAACAUUUACAAUAAAACACUUUGUACUGAA
Messenger RNA from Nothobranchius furzeri (turquoise killifish), 4857 nucleotides. It is a transcript of the gene tp53bp2a, whose product is annotated as tumor protein p53 binding protein, 2a. Gene Ontology annotation, molecular function: p53 binding. Gene Ontology annotation, biological process: regulation of apoptotic process; signal transduction. The record is from RefSeq and is a predicted model, not a curated record. NCBI's taxonomy places the organism in Eukaryota, Metazoa, Chordata, Actinopteri, Cyprinodontiformes, Nothobranchiidae. Gene Ontology annotation, cellular component: nucleus.